Molecule: messenger RNA, 3515 nt
Organism: Triplophysa rosa
Lineage: Eukaryota; Metazoa; Chordata; Actinopteri; Cypriniformes; Nemacheilidae
Product: NXPE family member 3-like
Exons: 8
Coding region: 209-1822 (537 amino acids)
Source: RefSeq, a predicted model, not a curated record
UCUGCGUAUUAAAAUUAUUUACAAAACAGGUGACCUUAUAUAACUGUUGGAUUUUGUGAGGCCCCUGGGCAGUGGGGGCCCCUAUAAUUGUCACCACCUUUCACCCAGCUAUAGCGACGGCCCUGCCCUCAGGACAAAGAACAGAAAGGGAGUUACCGUUCCCUAACCAGCCACAACUAGUUCUCCAAAUUACAGGACCAGACAUAGCAUGUGUCUAGUGCUGCUAUUUCUUUUGACAUCAUUCAUCAUGAUAUCAUGGAAAUGGCCAGUGGUGAGAUUUCAUACCCACAUUCCUAAAGCUGCUCCCCCAAAUAAUUCCUCCAGAAUAUCAGCGAUUGACAUGGGAAUCAGUCAGGAGGAGUGGGAUAGACUACAGAAGGCUCUUGACUGGCCUAGUCCAGAUCAUGAAAUCACUCAACUGAAUCUCAGCACAAGUCCAGUCCACACAACAUUCUCUAUUGUGAGACUCAAUGACACUUACAAUGUGGGAGAUAAGAUCUGUGUUACAAUCACAGCCAGAGAUCACAACAACAACUUGAAAACAUAUGGAGGUGACUUUUUUCAAGCAAAGCUUUUCAAUUCGAAAUUAAAGGCAAGUGUUUAUGGGGAAGUUAUAGACCAUCGUAAUGGGACAUACACUGUUGAUCUUCUGUUACCCUGGGAAGGACAAGCACAAGUGUCUGUGCGUCUAGUCCACUCCUGUGAAGUUGUGAGGAUUCUUAAAAAAUACAGGGAGACGUCAUUUCCACGCAGCCACUAUUAUGGAUACUUUGUAGGACCAGGACCCAAAGGAACCAGGAUAAGUGAAAAAGUGGAAUGUAAUCUUAAAUGGGGCUCUCGUGGAAGUUGGAGUAAAGGCAACUGCUGCUGUGAGUAUAAGGAUGUGAAAACGGAGACGGUGUGGCAGUGUGACAGACCAAAACAACUUUCCUGUGACCACUGGGUACAUCAUGAAGCAGGAGCUUUGGAAAGCCCAUUAAAUAGUUUUGAAAUGCAGCUUUUUGCAAGUACAUUAACAAAUGUUGAAAUUACCGGAGACACAAAAACCAUAAAUGUUCUUCCCAACAUUACCAGCAUUGUUAAAACAGAGAGAUGCAGAUCAGGUUUGAUCACACCAGUUCCUGCAGGAUUCUAUUUUCAAGAUGUCUGGAAAUCUUUUGUCUGUAACACUCAGGUAUUCAGUCGUUCACAGAUGGCAAAUUGUCUUAAAAACAAGAUCUUUUACAUGUUGGGAGACUCAACCACAAGACAAUGGUUUGAGUAUUUGGAAGGAAAGGUGCCUGGGAUAAAAAGAGUUAAUCUCCACACUCCAAGGCUUGGUGGACCCCUGAUGAUUGCAGACAUGAAAAACAAUAUCAUUAUUCAUUGGAGCCCACACAGUGUUCCUUUGCGAUUUUAUAAAAUGCUGAAAACCGAUCUGCACCAUGUCAGCAAUGACAUCGAUGAAAUAGCUGGUGGUUCUUAUGGAGUCAUCGUAUUCACUUUUUGGGCCCACUUGGUUUUUCAUCCACUAACAUUUUAUGUCCAUGAAGUGGCCAAAAUUCGACAGGCUGUUCUGGCAUUGCUGAUGCGUGCACCAGACACUACUGUCAUCAUCAAGUCUGGAAACACUGGAGGCUUAAAGAACAUUUUUCAAAGUGACUGGCUUGCAAUGCAGCUAAACAUAGUGAUGAGAGAGAUGUUCAGUGAUAUUGAUGGAGUGAUGUACAUGGAUGUCUGGCAGAUGACUUCAUGUCACUAUCUAGAAGAAAACAUUCAUCCAGGUCCUGUUAUAAUUGCUAAUGAAGUGAACAUGCUGCUCUCACAUAUCUGCCCUUCCUAAUACAUAUGUGUACGUCAGUGUGUAUUGUUAAACUUAUAUAUAUAUACAUGUAUAUAAAUACUUGGACACAUAAAUAUAUAAGUUUAACAAUACAUACUGAACAUUUUAACUGCAAUAUUCAGAUGAUGUUUUUAGAAUGUUAUCUAUAGGACACAAACUAUGUUCCAUUACAACAAAGAGUAAACAUUCUUACUGCAACAUUGCAAAAAUGUUUUGAGGAUGUUGCUAAUUCUGAGAUUAUAUAUUUUUUUAUAAAAUGUUCAUGUAACAAAGGUAGAACAUUUUUGACUGCCACAUAUUCAGGAUGUUUUGGGAAUGUUGAUGAGGUAACAUGCAGAAUGUUCCUUAAUAAAUCAUUUUUGCAAUGUUCUAUAAUAAUGAAUAAGGAACAUUAUAAAACAACCUUCAUAAAAUGUUCUGAGAAUAUUCGUGAGGCCUGUUUCUAAUGUAGAACAUUUUGCCUGCACUAUUCUAAAAAUGUUUUGGGCAUGUUGUUUAGAUAACAGAUUAUACAAUGCUCUUUGAUAAAACAUUGAUACAAUGCUCCAUAAUAACAAAAGAUGAACAUUACAUGCAGCAUUCAUAAAAUGUUCUGAGAAUAUUAUUGAUAAAAUUUUAUUUAUAUUAAUAUCAAUGUAAUUAACAUUCAUUUUUUAUCAAAUGUUCUUCUAAUAUGAUGCAUUACCAAAUUAAGAACUUUAGAAUCUUGCCUUUAACAUUCUGAAAAAGUUUUGGGGGUUGUUUAGAUAAUAGAUUAUACAAUAAUAACAUUUUUUAUAAACAAUUAUACAUUGUUCCAUAAUAACAAACAAAGAACAUAUUUUGAGGGUGCCUUUGAUUUAUUAAUGGUGGCACAUACACUCAAUAGCGUCUUGGCCAGACGGAGUCUGCGCAGCGGAGUCAAACAACCUUUCUACCUUUGAACUGGCCGCCCUCUCCUACCAAGCGCACAACGCUCUUUAUUUGACAGAUGUUGUGGUCGGCACUGCAGUCAUGAUAACUGUGUUGUCAGUGUUCAUGGAGAGAUACUCACCGGCACAUUAUCAUUGCUCGUAGCCGGGAGAGUGCAGUAUCUGGCGGGAGAGAGAGGCGCUGCUGCUGUAGGAGCAGCAGCGGUGGAGUUUGUGUGGGGAAAAAGCAGAGACUUUGGCAACAAUCUUUUGUAAAUCGUCUUUUUUCCUCUCUGCUGGUGUAGCUGCGUUUCUUUGUUGUUUUAUUUCCCUGUGACUUUUAUUUCGUUUUGCAGCUAAUGUACCACACAAUGACACUCUCGCUAUGGGCAGUUCUACUAAUUCUGCCGCUGCGUUAACUUUCUCUAGUGUCGAACUCGUCUCGCGCAUAUACGGUGCUAAUGGCAUGGUCCACUCUAAUCUAUAAUGGGGGGCAGUGCCUUCGUACAGAUGUAAUAACGUAAAACGUUAUCAGGGAUAUCCCGACUAUUUUGAUGAUUACUUGGGGCUCUACAUGGCUAGUGAUAUGACUUAUUGGUUAAGUCUGCCCCUUUCUUUUGGAGGUCCCUGGUAGCUCGGGGCCCCAGGCGAAUGCCUACCUUUGCCUAAUGGGUAAGUCCGCCCCUGCACAACACACACGCCCGUAUAACGCACGCGGACGACACGCCUGCAUGACAUACACGCACACGCACGCACACCCUUACUUUGAUUGAGAAACAAACAUAAUACAUGACAAUUAACUG